AUGUCCAAUACCAUGCUGCUUGUGAACGAAGCAAACAUGAACAGAUACCCAUCGCAGUCCACCACACAGCUUCCUAGCUUGAACUCGGUCCUUACCAAGAUCCAGUCCGAGCAAAAGUGGCCGCUUCCUAAUCCCACAGGCACUCGGACGAUUGCGCUCCCUUCCACGCAGAAUAUACUCCAGCCAUACGUCGAUGCCUCAGCUAGACCUGACCACGACUUUCCGAGAAAGAUGCCUUCCUUUGGCUACUCCGAGGCUGCAUUCCAACCACCUUCGUCGGUUACUUUACCAACACCGUUGGCCAGUCCAAAGCCGACCAAACAACCCGAUUCCAUUUCUCCGGUGCGAAGAUACAGAUGCAAGGUGUGCACAAAGAUGUUUACAACUUCUGGCCAUCUAGCUAGACAUACCAGAAUCCACACAGGUGUUAAGAACCAUUUGUGUCCUCAUGAAGGCUGCGGAGCACGGUUCUCGCGUCAGGACAACUGUAUGCAACACUACAAAACACACCUGAAUACUAAGAAGACCCGCAAGCGUGGCAAGAGCAUGUAA
Messenger RNA from Ogataea philodendri, 552 nucleotides. RefSeq lists its product as uncharacterized. The record is from RefSeq and is a predicted model, not a curated record. Bases 1 to 552 code for a protein of 183 amino acids. The transcript has a single exon. Gene Ontology annotation, molecular function: DNA-binding transcription factor activity, RNA polymerase II-specific; RNA polymerase II cis-regulatory region sequence-specific DNA binding. Gene Ontology annotation, cellular component: transcription regulator complex; PcG protein complex. Gene Ontology annotation, biological process: regulation of transcription by RNA polymerase II. Lineage: Eukaryota; Fungi; Ascomycota; Pichiomycetes; Pichiales; Pichiaceae.